This is a messenger RNA of Malus domestica (apple), 1033 nucleotides long. Its product is annotated as GCN5-related N-acetyltransferase 3, chloroplastic. The record is from RefSeq and is a predicted model, not a curated record. Gene Ontology annotation, molecular function: monosaccharide binding; glucosamine 6-phosphate N-acetyltransferase activity. Gene Ontology annotation, cellular component: endoplasmic reticulum; Golgi apparatus; endoplasmic reticulum-Golgi intermediate compartment. NCBI's taxonomy places the organism in Eukaryota, Viridiplantae, Streptophyta, Magnoliopsida, Rosales, Rosaceae. Gene Ontology annotation, biological process: UDP-N-acetylglucosamine biosynthetic process.
CCCAUUAUCUUCCACCAUCGACGCAGAGUAAAAGCAGAGAGAAAGAGAAUGGAGGUCAGUGCAGCGGUGGCUACGGCGGCUGCCGCCAUAUCCGUCAAGAGCAUGGAGUUGAAAUGGGUGAGCAGCAGAGGCAAAACCCAGAUGGAAAAAACUAUAAAAACGCCAUCAAAGUCCAAAUCGCCAUUUCCUCUGCAAGCCAUGGUCCCAAUUUUCAUAUCCACAAACCCAUCUCACGUACAUCCAUCCGACCUCCGAGACCUCUUCACCGCCUGCAACCUCUCACCCCACCGGUUCCCCAAUUACGCCGACGACGGCGGCGUUGAAGCCGUCGACUUGCACAAGCUGCGCAUUGCUCUCUCCCACAGCUCAGUCCUGGUCUCGGUCUUCUGCAAGCCAAGUGAAUUAAUUGGUGAUUCAUCAUCGUUAUCCUCUUCCAUCGAAACGCAGCAGCAAAAGAGGAAGAAGAAGAAGAAGACGGUUGGUUUUGGGGAGUUGCUUCAGAAUGCGGUGACGCCUGUUUCACCAUCUAACGGUCAGUUGGUCGGCUUUGGCCGCGCCGUUUCCGAUCUCGGACUCACCGCCUCCGUAUACGAUGUCAUGGUGAUUCCUUCGUUGCGGGAAAUGGGAAUCGGCAGGAUGAUUGUUAGAAGAAUCAUAAGAAUACUCACAAGUAGAGACAUCUAUGACAUAGCAGCCCUUUGCUCAGAUGAUGAGAGGUCAUUCUUCAAAGGGUGUGGCUUUGGGGAUGACAUUUUGGCCUCCACUGCAAUGAUGUAUACAAGGAGUAGUAUUUCAACUGAUCCUGAAGGCAAUGAACAGAUGAUUAAACGUGCCGGUCGGAAGCUAUUGCUAGUUCCACCCCUCUUAAAUACCUUAGAACGCAAGAAGACUAGGAAAUCAUAAAGCCCAGCCUCUAUAUACCCUUGGCUGAAGCAUCGAGAUUCGAGACCCAAAACGAACUCCUUUCUUCUUCUGUUUUCCUGAAGGAGGAAGGGAGUAAGCUAGUUUACCUGUAAGCUUUUGAUCAUGAAAA